Messenger RNA from Alternaria conjuncta, 1245 nucleotides. RefSeq lists its product as uncharacterized. NCBI's taxonomy places the organism in Eukaryota, Fungi, Ascomycota, Dothideomycetes, Pleosporales, Pleosporaceae. The transcript has 2 exons. Gene Ontology annotation, molecular function: DNA-binding transcription factor activity, RNA polymerase II-specific. Bases 1 to 1245 code for a protein of 414 amino acids. Gene Ontology annotation, biological process: regulation of transcription by RNA polymerase II. The record is from RefSeq and is a predicted model, not a curated record.
AUGUCCUCUCGACCUCUCGCACUUCGUACACUCACAGCCCUCGACAGUCAUCUACUGCAAUUCUACAGAACAGACGCCUACCGUACCGUUGUAUCCUGCGACGAUGCCAUCAUCCAGAACCUACACAAAGAGACCAUACCCCAACUAAGCAUUUCUAACCCAUUUCUCUUAUACGCCCUACUCGGUAUGACAGCAACCUACAGCAACAACGUCACGCCCAAUAAGACGGUCGAAAAACAAGCCCUACUCUACCGUCAAAAGACCUUUUCCACCUACAAAGAAGCCCUCAAGAACAUCACAGCCGAGAAUUACGAAGCCGUCCUCGUAACAGGCGGUCUUCUCCUCGCGCUCGUCCCCGGGCCAGCCACCGACACAGACGAAGAUCACCUCGAAUGGGUGUUCGGCCUCCUCAAACUAAGCGAAGGCCUGCGUAUCCUCGCCUCCCUCCGCUGGGCCCAAGGCAUCGAGAAACUUUCCGUGUACCCGUUAGUACGCCGGGAAAUCAAGACGCUACCACCCCCACCCAUCAUCGACGUCGCAGCCAUCGAAGCGCCCAUCGGUCCUCUGGGAACCACGCCUGAUAACCCCAAUCCAGCACCGACAUACACGCCCAUCCACUUCCCCACGCAGAACCGCCUCUUUCUUCCACCGCCUUUAAUGCAACUCCUCCAAAGCGUUAUCCGUGGAAAAGAGUCAGGAACGCUAGACUGGCACCGACCAACCCUUCUCCCCGUCUUCCACGCUCUAUCCCCCAUCUUCCUAUCUCUGUAUUACUACGGGCUAGACUCUGACUUCUACGUCCGCAUCUUCGUCUGGACAUCCUUCCUUAUGCCAGACUACCUCCAGUUGAUGCGGGACAAGGAACCAAGGGCUCUGGUUCUGUUCGGGUGGUGGUUGGCGCUGGCGAAUCUAGCGCCGAAGGGGUGGUGGACGGGGAAGCGGGUUCGUAAGACUAUUGGGGCGAUGGUGCGGGCGAUUCAAGCGCAGCCUGUGGGGGAUGAUGGGUUUGCAGAGCGGGUUCUGAGGAGUGCGUUGAGGAUUGUUGAUGUUGUGGAUAGGGAGGGGAAGGAGGCGGCGGCUAAGGCGGUGUUUGAUGGCUGGCCUGGCGUAAACUGGGAGGAGGGGCCGGUUAAGGCUCAGGCGUGGGAGUAUGGCCAGUUGGUGGAUCUUGGGGAGUUGGAUGGCGGUUUGAAUAUGGACUCUGUUGUGGGUAUUGAUCUACAGGAGCUUGGUGUAUCGGUUUGA